Thlaspi arvense is the source of this 1467-nucleotide messenger RNA. Lineage: Eukaryota; Viridiplantae; Streptophyta; Magnoliopsida; Brassicales; Brassicaceae. The record is from the annotation of a GenBank genome assembly.
AUGGAAUUGGAUUCGGAGAACAAGUUGUUGAAGACGGGUUUGGGUAUAGUGGCGACACUUGUUGUAGCCAAACUCAUCUUCUCCUUCUUCACUUCUGGCUCCAAGAAGAAGCGUCUUCCUCCGACUCUUAAAGCUUGGCCUCCGUUGAUCGGAAGCCUUCUCCGAUUCCUGAAAGGCCCGAUCAUUAUGCUCAGAGAGGAAUACCCAAAGCUUGGAAGUGUUUUCACUGUGAAUCUUCUCCACAAAAAGAUCACUUUUCUCAUUGGUCCUGAAGUCUCUGCACAUUUUUUCAAAGCUCCUGAAUCUGAUCUCAGCCAGCAGGAAGUGUAUCAAUUCAAUGUUCCUACUUUUGGCCCUGGAGUUGUCUUCGACGUCGACUAUUCCGUUCGUCAAGAGCAGUUUAGGUUCUUCACUGAGGCACUCAGAGUCAACAAGUUGAAGGGUUAUGUGGAUAUGAUGGUUACUGAAGCUGAGGAUUACUUUUCGAAAUGGGGAGAGAGUGGUGAAGUUGAUCUAAAGGAUGAGCUAGAGCGUCUCAUCAUCUUGACUGCAAGUAGAUGUUUACUGGGUCGAGAAGUUCGAGACCAGCUUUUCGAUGACGUCUCUGCUUUGUUCCAUGACCUUGACAAUGGAAUGCUUCCCAUCAGUGUUCUCUUCCCAUACCUCCCACUCCCAGCUCACCGUCGCCGUGACCGUGCCCGUGAGAAGCUCGCUGAGAUUUUCUCCAAAAUCAUAGGGUCGAGAAAACGGUCAGGAAAAUCAGAGAACGACAUGUUACAGUGUUUCAUCGAAUCGAAGUACAAGGACGGUAGACAGACGACCGAAUCCGAAGUCACUGGCCUGCUCAUCGCCGCUCUGUUUGCAGGACAACACACGAGCUCCAUCACUUCCACGUGGACCGGUGCUUAUCUGAUGAAAUACAAAGACUACUUCUCAGCUGCUUUGGAUGAGCAGAAGAGGCUGAUUGAGAAACACGGAGACAAGAUCGAUCACGAUAUCUUGUCAGAGAUGGAUGUUCUCUUCCGCUGCAUCAAGGAAGCGUUGAGGCUUCACCCUCCAUUGAUCAUGCUCAUGAGAGCCUCUCACAGUGAUUUCAACGUGACAGCCCGGGAUGGGAAAACGUACGACAUCCCAAAGGGUCACAUCGUCGCGACCUCCCCUGCGUUUGCCAACCGCUUGCCGCAUGUAUUCAAAAACCCGGACACGUACGACCCUGAUAGAUUCUCGCCGGGGAGAGAAGAGGACAAAGCCGCAGGAGCGUUUUCGUACAUUUCGUUCGGUGGAGGUAGGCACGGGUGUCUUGGGGAGCCGUUCGCUUACCUGCAGAUCAAAGCCAUAUGGAGUCAUUUGUUGAGGAACUUUGAGUUUGAGCUGGUUUCACCGUUCCCUGAGAUCGACUGGAACGCUAUGGUGGUUGGCGUUAAAGGGAAAGUGAUGGUGCGUUACAAGCGGCGCCAACUGGUUUAA